AUGUCUGGAAAUUUCACAAUUUCACUGGAAGACGUCAAGCUGGACCCAACUGUACAAAUACUUACAAUUAUAGAAUUGGUCUACGGUAUUCCAUCAUUCAUGCUUUUGAUAUGCUUUCAAUUUUUGUUAGGGAUCUCGAAAGUUUAUGCGAAUUCAUUUUAUAGACUAGUUCAGUUGGCUUUGCUAACUAACACAUUCGUCUACUUGAACACGUGGAUUGCAGUUCGAAUGGAGAUGCAUCCGUCUUGUAUAUUCUUUUUGAAGUUCGUUGAAGAAUUAAUACCGGGAUUUUUGGCGUGGACCAAAUAUUUCACAUGGUGGUUUUUGCAUAUACAAUUUCUGUCGGCUGCUUCACUGACUGUUCACCGAAUAUCAUCAUUUUGGUGGCCACAAUCUUGUGAAAAGUUCUGGUCAAAAUCCUACAUCUUCUGCGGGCUGGCAUUUGCAUUAUACAGUUUUUUACCAACUACGAUUUGGUUCGGAUUUACCAAUGAAGUUCAUAUUUUGAACGACACAUUAAUGAGAACCAGAAAUCCGGAAUUAGUUAAAACGGCAACCAAUACGACGGCUAUAUUCACUAUAAUUUAUUUCAUAAUUAUUUGUGUACUGGGAAUUAAGACAUCUGUAAUCAUUAAUAAAAAUAAGCAAGCCCUUUCUGCAAUGUAUGAGAAAAUUGCCAAAAAACUCACACAUAUCGCAAUUGUCCACUGCGUCGUGUUUGCUGGAAUUUUAUUAUGGAGUGUUCUCACUUCAUUGAAUUCUUUCUGGAACUUUUUCCCAGAUUUCAUUAUUGGGAUCAAUCAAACUUUGAUGGUUUUCUCCUCGGAUUUAAUGACAUUCUCUCUGCCUCCCGUUCUUCUAUUUUUUGACAGCAAUGUUCAACGACAAUUUUUACCAAAGUGUUGUCAAAGAAAUUAUUAUUUGGCGCCUGUUUUCGCUAUUUCAAAUCAAUUAUUAUUAUUGAGACGCAGAAAAAUGUGCUCCGCCCCUUGA
Caenorhabditis elegans is the source of this 993-nucleotide messenger RNA. It is a transcript of the gene srg-66, whose product is annotated as Serpentine receptor class gamma. Gene Ontology annotation, biological process: sensory perception of chemical stimulus. Gene Ontology annotation, molecular function: transmembrane signaling receptor activity. The transcript has 5 exons. Lineage: Eukaryota; Metazoa; Nematoda; Chromadorea; Rhabditida; Rhabditidae. Bases 1 to 993 code for a protein of 330 amino acids. The record is from RefSeq and is marked reviewed. Gene Ontology annotation, cellular component: membrane.